GCGGCCCUCUCCUGACAGGGGCUCGUCUGCGGGACUACGCGGCGCCGGGUCCGUCCCUGUGGCCCGCGGGCUCCCCGCCCCCCGCACCAUGGAGCCCGAGCUGGCGGCCCCGGAGCAGCCACGCCUGCGGAGGAGAAGCCGCCGGACCUCGGGGCUCGGCGCGGAUGGCGCUGAGGGGCCAGCGGACACCCCGGGGCCGGCGCCCUCGGGCAGGUACUCCCUUCGGAGGGGCAACUCCUUCACGUUUUUAACACCUGGCCCCCAUUGGGAUUUCACUUUGAAGAGAAAACGAAGAGAGAAAGAUGAUGACGUUGUGAGCCUCAGCAGCCUGGAUCUGAAGGAGCCAAGUAAUAAAAGAGUUCGACCUCUAGCUAGGGUCACAUCCUUGGCAAAUCUAAUCUCUCCUGUGAGAAAUGGGGCAGUCAGGCGCUUCGGUCAGACAAUCCAGUCAUUUUCCCUUCGUGGAGAUACCCGAUCUCCGGCUUCUGCCCAGAAAUUGUCGAGCAGAUCCACAGUCCCAAUGCCUUCCAGGAGGAGAAGCAGCGUGCUGUGGUCGGAGAUGAUGGAUGUCAGCAUGAAGGAGUCUAUGACUGCCAGAGAGAUCAAGCGGCAGGAGGCAAUAUAUGAAAUGGUCCGAGGAGAACAGGAUUUAAUUGAAGACCUCAAGCUGGCGAGAAAGGCCUACCAUGACCCCAUGUUAAAGCUGUCGAUCAUGUCUGAAGAGGAGCUCACCCAUCUGUUUGGCGAUCUGGAUGCUUACAUCCCUCUGCACGAAGAUUUGUUGGCAAGAAUAGGAGAAGCAACCAAACCAGGUGGGACCGUGGAACAGAUUGGUGACAUUCUUGUGAAUUGGUUACCACGCUUGAAUGCCUACAGGGGCUACUGUAGUAACCAGCUGGCAGCCAAAGCUCUUCUCGAUCAAAAGAAACAGGAUCCGAGAGUCCAAGACUUCCUCCAGCGCUGUCUGGAGUCUCCGUUUAGUCGGAAACUAGAUCUUUGGAGCUUCCUAGAUAUUCCUCGAAGCCGGCUAGUCAAGUACCCUCUGCUGUUAAGAGAGAUUCUGAAGCACACUCCGAAGGACCACCCUGAUGUUCAGCUUCUGGAAGAGGCUAUCUUAAUCAUACAAGGCGUUCUUUCCGAUAUCAACCUAAAGAAAGGCGAAUCAGAAUGCCAGUAUUACAUUGACAAACUGGAAUAUCUGGAUGAAAAGCAAAAGGACCCUAGAAUUGAAGCAAGCAAAGUGCUACUUUGCCAUGGGGAACUGAAGAAUAAAAAUGGACACAAACUUUACAUAUUCCUGUUCCAAGACAUCUUGGUUUUGACUCGACCUGUUACACGGAAUGAGCGUCCCUACUACCAGGUGUACCGGCAGCCGAUUCCAGUGCAGGAGCUGGUCUUGGAAGACCUCCAGGACGGAGAUGUGCGGAUGGGGGGCUCCUUCCGAGGGGCUUUCAGCAACUCGGACAAAGCUAAAAAUAUCUUCCGAGUUCGCUGCCAAGACCUCUCUCCCGGCCAGUCACACACGCUGCAGGCCAACGACGUGUUCCACAAGCAGCAGUGGCUGCACUGCCUGCGGGCUGCCAUUGCCCCCACCCAGCCGGCCACCAGCCCCGGCGAGCUGCAGGGCCUGCCCGAGCUCCAUGAGGAGGGCGAGGAGAACGAUCCCUCUGCUGGCAACAUCAGAGCCCAGAAAAGGGCGUCCACCACCUCCACAGCCACCCAUCCCCACAGCACAGGGGGCACGGCAGAAUUUAACUCCCCACUGCAUGCAGCAGACAGCACACGGGCCGUGAGAGGCCACCGAGCCCUGGCUGGGGCCCGAAGAUCAAGGGACAAGGGCCACUUCAGUGGCAAACGGAAAGAGACCCUGGUGUAGAGGGAGCGGGGGCGUAUUUAUAAGUGUACAGUUGAUUCCCGUGACAUGGCAUGGCGGCAGCAGGGGCUCACUGCCAGUCUUCUGGGUUCUAGGCUUGGGGUUGGUUUGGUGGUUCACUUUCUUUUUUACUGGCAG
Sorex araneus (European shrew) is the source of this 2011-nucleotide messenger RNA. It is a transcript of the gene NET1, whose product is annotated as neuroepithelial cell transforming 1. The record is from RefSeq and is a predicted model, not a curated record. The coding region runs from base 89 to 1876 and encodes 595 amino acids. Gene Ontology annotation, molecular function: guanyl-nucleotide exchange factor activity. The transcript is spliced from 12 exons. Gene Ontology annotation, biological process: positive regulation of Rho protein signal transduction; intracellular signal transduction. Lineage: Eukaryota; Metazoa; Chordata; Mammalia; Eulipotyphla; Soricidae.